Messenger RNA from Scophthalmus maximus (turbot), 1490 nucleotides. RefSeq names its product general transcription factor IIIC, polypeptide 6, alpha (gene gtf3c6). Gene Ontology annotation, biological process: transcription by RNA polymerase III. The coding region runs from base 142 to 525 and encodes 127 amino acids. The record is from RefSeq and is a predicted model, not a curated record. The transcript is spliced from 6 exons. Lineage: Eukaryota; Metazoa; Chordata; Actinopteri; Pleuronectiformes; Scophthalmidae. Gene Ontology annotation, cellular component: transcription factor TFIIIC complex.
UCGGGCACCGUACAUUCGCGGAAGUCAUCGGAACCAUCACAUAGGAAGAUAUUUUUGCGGCAGUUUUCUCUGGAUAAUAUUUCCACGAGUUCCUCUUUUAAUUAAACUGUCUCUUCGUCUCUUUAUUCCAGGUCCUCGAUCAUGGAAGAUGAAUGGGAAGAGGAGGAACAACUUGUUGUGGUGGAGCUCUCCGGUAUAAUCAAUAACGACUUCCUGUCGAAGUGUCGGGGCACAUGCAAGAUACUGGAUAUUGACAGCGAGAAGCCCAUGAUGCAGUUCGGACAGUAUGUGUUUGCAGGAGAAUAUGAAGACUCAUUGGGAACUUGUGUGCUGUUCGAGGAGGGACCAAAGAAAGGACAGGCAGACACCGGUCCAGAGCUCAAGUACAUGUGCCACACUGUGAAGAAGCUGAUGAUGCAACGAAUCUUCCUCAUUGAAAAAAAAGAGGGUGAAACCAGCACAGUCCCAGCAGGAAGUGGUGAACAGAAGGACACAACCUGUCGGUCCCACCAAGAAAAAAAAUGACAACCACCUGGCUGAGACAGAAGAGAUGGACAACACAGAUUUGGUGGAAUCAGCAGGAGGUCAAGAGGUAGAGGCUUCGCAGCAUUAGGACCUUGCUAUGCGCCCAUACAAACACCAGCAUUUGUGAGGCUGUGCGUGACUCCUACAAAGACAGUUGGAUUUACAGUUGAUCUGUAACAAGGAGACGUUAUACUGUAAGUCUUGUACAAUGUUUCACAUUACUUCCAGAAAAAUAUAUACUACCUCAUCUUCACUGAGCCUCAGAAACAGGAUAAUUUUAUCUACCACACACCAUAAAAAUGACAAAAUGGUAUUCCAUCAGGUAAAUCCAUUUCUUUCAGAUCUAGGGGUCUUGGGACUGGACAGUUACAGAACUGUGAUCGAAAGCCUCAGCUUGGUCGUAGGAAGUGCUGUCCAUUGUGUCUUUAUUUUACAUUUGUAGUAAACUCAAUUUAGGCCUUUUGUCUGGACAAAAAUGUAGUAAAUUUCACUGGGUAUGUUUUCCUGUUUUAGAUGUUAGAUGCAUAGUAAGUAAUGAGUUGUAGUUGCAGCUCUAGACAGAAAUCUGCUGGAACUGCAAUCAGAUUUCUGAUGUGCUCUACACAUUUGAAUAGAGAUGUGCUCUACACAUUUGAAUAAAUGAGAGGGCAACUUGACUUAAGAAUAUGAAAAAUAUUCUCUGAUGUGUAAUAAAUUGAUUUCAAGUGAUGGAUUUAUAGCGUUCACCCCAAAAUAAUCAAUGUUGUUUUAUUUCUUAUUUAAGUAAAUUGGGCUCAUUAAAUCCUUUAAAAAAAAAUGUAUUCAGUGUUUUUUUUUUCUUUCAUUGUUAUUGUUUUGUUUAUGUUGGUGCAUUGUUUUGCAUUGAGCAUUUGUUUAGUAUGGAAAUGUUUGUCAGCCAGACACUUUUACCUUUUCAUUUUUUUUAAGAACUGUAAAUGAAUUAAAUAAAUAACUCUGCUGCUGCA